CCUCAACGAUUCUGCAAGCCUUGAAAUAGAAUAUUUCAAUUUACAACUUUCGUCUACCGACUUCUCUCCUUCCGCCACGACCAUUCCAGAAGCUGUCAGAAUGGGCCAAAUCCACCCCUCCCCAGGAAAUGCCCGAUGCUAUCCGUUCUUCUGCGAAUAUCCACAGCCUCACAUUUCGGAGACAUGACCGAUUGAGACAAGGCCCGUUCGACGGGAGCGGAACACUCCUCCGUCUAUACGUUUUGUACACCGAUGUGGAAAGUUGACGACUUGCAUUUGAAGGAAAGCAUUCCUUUUAUUCAAGACGCCCGCUAGAUACCAAGGGCGUUGCUAGAUGUGACGUGCAUGUGCUGCAAACACUAGGAGAAUUUUACCAGCUAAGUCGACCUUGCAAACGUUUUUCUUCAAGGAUACGUUCACUCUGAAUGAAAUGAAACGGUCCUAACAAGAGCAUGAAGUGAUAUGUAUUGAUAUGUCUAGCCAUUUAUUUGCUUGUUAGAGGGCAGCUAACUGUGAUAUGAACGCGUGUGCCGCUGGAAUGCGUGCUCGAUCUGGUUUGGAAUGUCAACAAAUUCCAUUCAUAAAUAACAUUCGACAUAGUUUCCUUUUCUUUACGUACCCGGUCCUAUCUAUGCUUAGCCUUGGGAGUUGAAAACUCCACGCUAAAUUUCUACAACAUGGACCGAUGACUAUCUCUCACGUCGCCUCAUAUCAUGUCCCCAAGCAGGAGCUACCGCGACGCUCUCACACGAGAAACAUUCCGUUUGAGUCUCGCACUGGCCUUAAAAGACAGCUCUCUAGGAACAACACCAUUAAGCCACCAGCAAACCUUCCUAUCUUUACUCAAAGCGGACGCUCCAUACGUCGCUUCUGCUGUACCACGGAUUCUACUGGCUAUUAGCGUGGCGAUAGUUAACCGUCGACACGAAACGAGCUGGGCCAAAGUACGGGGAGUGACGUUUUACAUUUUGUUAUCACUUCUCCAGCUACAAUGGUUGCUUUCUAUCUCUUUCCUAUGGCUAGUUGUUCCAGGGCUAGUCCUUCUACCAUGGUUAGGCUUACAAGCCGUUUUCAUCUGGAUUAUCAUCCGAUAUAUUAACGGCGGGUCUCAGUCUUCAAAAUUUAUCACCAAAAAGGCCCAAGAUGAUAUUUCAAGUAGCAAAGCGCAGGACUUCGAUUGGUUCGUGGUUGGUGGUUUUAUGGACGAUGACCAUGUGUGCCAGGAACUUGCACCCAGGCUAACGAGGAUCUUUGGUCAUGAUAUGCACUUCUUCAUGGCUUAUAGACUGGGCUUCUUGUUGGACACGAUACUUUUCUUUCUCCAACGGAGCGCUCAUAUACCUACGACAAGAUCUGUAAAUGUCUACAAUUCCGUUCGGGCAAGUCUUCUAAACCCAGAAACAGAAGGUGUUCGCAUUCUCGCCCAUAACACGGGGGUACUGGAUGUUUCAUGGCUCCUCUCCCGCCUUUGCGCCGAUUUCCCUCCUGGGGAUCAACUAAGCAAGCUCCAAGUCUUCACGUUUGGCGCUGCAGCGAUAGAAAUGACCUUGCCUCUUGGGAAUACCUCGUCGCAACGACUCGAAGCUAAGAGGGAUUCUCUUUACCCCUUAAUCACUCAUUUUGCAUUCACGGAUGACCCAUUCGCGCAGAUUGGUGUGCUUCUCGGUAUCCGUCAGAGGCUAGAAGGUCGCUUCGUAGGCAGUUUGUACACCAUCCAUACCAUUAUGCCGGCUCCGACAAAGUUUCAUCUACUACCUCGCAGCCGUCAUUACACUUUGCAUGACUACUUCGACGCUCUUCUACCUGACGGGAAUCCUCGACUCGGUGUUCUCAAUCAAACUUGCAAGAUAGAUCGUGAACUGAGCGAAAUGCGAGAGCUCGCUGCGCUAGCACAAAGCCUCACCCACGAGCGAUUGAGGACGCGCAGGGAACGUAUUAGCUGGACUGCACUCGGAGCCAUGGCAAAUACUAAGUCCUGUGAGUAUGAAGGGAGGCCACAGCCUUUUUCCUUGGAGAAGGUCAGGAAAGAAGGGAAGUCUUUGGAAGGCCUAAGAGGCUAUGAAAACAAUCCCUUUGUCACUGUGUUGAAUGAUGCUAGACAUCGCAUACGUUGUAGGAAGCACGCAAUGAGUAGCAAGGUCAUAGCAAACACUGAGGGCUUACGUGUGAAUACUAGUAAGUACAAAUACUAAGGAUGGUACUGCUGGCAGUUGGAGACUCUUCUAGUAUAUAGUAUUUCUGUUUAGGUACUUCUUUUUACAGCCUACUUAGCAGUAGUAAUGGAAAAAAAAAUAUUAUUC
Messenger RNA from Daldinia caldariorum, 2300 nucleotides. RefSeq lists its product as uncharacterized. The coding region runs from base 714 to 2192 and encodes 492 amino acids. Lineage: Eukaryota; Fungi; Ascomycota; Sordariomycetes; Xylariales; Hypoxylaceae. The record is from RefSeq and is a predicted model, not a curated record. The transcript has a single exon.